AGCAUUGCUGGGUGCAGACUUGCAAGAAGUGGCAGAUAGAUCUGUAUUAGGAGGAUUGGCUGAUCUCAAGGCGGGAAGAGAAGGCAUUCUGGGAGCGGGACCGCGGGGAGCCGUUCUGCUGCAGGUGGUAGGCAAGCUAGGUAGAUAAGCUCGUGAUGGGCAGCGGCGUGAAUGACUCAAAGUAUGCUGACGAACGUCUGCGCUAUUUGACUCUCCUCUGCUCAGAUAUCGGCGUUUCUGCGCAGACUCAGCUGGACGUCCUCGAAGCCCGUCGAACCGCUCGCUCCAGCCUCACUGGUUCCAGUCUCCUCCUCGAAGAGUCCGCCCAAGGAAGCGGCGCUGGCAGCUCAGUGCAGCGCUCAGCGCAAGCUCGUCAAGACCAAGAGCAGCUCGAUGCAGAGCACGGUGAUCACAUGACCGAGUUCAAUGCAGCAGAAGAGGCUGCUACGCUCCCAGCAACGGUCUUCCCACGCUCUAUGCUCCAGCUGCAGCUCAGCGAUGGCUUUACCACCGUCGUGGGAUUUGAGCAUCGAAGAGUGCCUGGUCUCUCCAUGGCUGAUACCCCACUGGGAGCUAAAGUGCUGCUGAGAGAUGUGAGAUACAACAAAGGAAAGCUCUUCCUCGAUCCGAGGGGCGUUAUUGUCAAGGGUGGCCAAGUGGCAGCAUUGGAGCUGGACGCAGAGGAGAAGCUCAUGGAUCACUUACGCGAGAAACUGGGUAAGCCGCCGCUAGAGAGGAGGAGCGGGAGAGCGAGUGGGAAUGCGAGGACGCAGAGCGCUGCGAAUGGUUCUACGACGAGGCCGACAGACAACACUGCUGCGCCUGCGCCUCGAGCGGCCACGUCGAUAUCAGCAGGCCCCUCAAGUAGCCGACGAGCACAGCCACAAGAGCAAGAGCAAGGUCCCCCAAGCUCCUUUGACGAGGCGCAAUUCGAGGAAGACGAAGCGAUGUGGGCCGAGUUGCAAGAGGAGCAGGAGGCGAUGCGCAAAGCUUCCGUGGCAGCUCCUAGAGCACCAGUGCGUCCUGCCUCUACCACUCUGCGGCCUGCAGUGGCAGGUGCGAGCAGUAUUAGCAGACGAGUCGAGCGAGUCGCACCGGAAGACAAAGUCGACGACGCCCCUCUCCCUCCCUCGCCCUCGCCCUCGUCCUCUCCACCCCAACGCCCAUCCAACCGGAAGAAGUUCAAGCCGUUGCAGCCUUCCUCUAGCGUCUCCCCGCCCCCAAGAGCAGGGAAACGCCCACGACCUCAGCUGGGACGUGGUAUGGUGGAUGAGGAAGAGGAUCUAGAAGAAGAAGGAAAAGAGCAUUUUAGCCGAUCAGCGAGAGACGUACCCCGAGAUGGGUACGAAGAUGCAGUUGGCGCGUCUUUUUUCGCGGAGGGCAUGGACCGGAGGAAGGGUCAAGGGAGAGGGAGAGGGCGAUGGGCAGGACGACUUUAUGAUCCUGGAGAGGAACGAUCGAGGGAAUCCGAUUGUCCUGAGCGACUCGGAGUAGCCGUAGCAGCAGUGGUAGCGCUGCCGGACGAGGGGUGGCUCGGCUCUGACGACUGGUCGAGGACAUUGUUGUAAUUGUAUCUGUUCAAGCACAUUGUAUUGCAUUCGAACCUCG
Molecule: messenger RNA, 1608 nt
Organism: Microstroma glucosiphilum
Lineage: Eukaryota; Fungi; Basidiomycota; Exobasidiomycetes; Microstromatales; Microstromataceae
Exons: 2
Coding region: 156-1568 (470 amino acids)
Biological process (GO): double-strand break repair via homologous recombination; resolution of meiotic recombination intermediates
Cellular component (GO): RecQ family helicase-topoisomerase III complex; nuclear body
Source: RefSeq, a predicted model, not a curated record